Messenger RNA from Notothenia coriiceps (black rockcod), 8187 nucleotides. RefSeq names its product REV3 like, DNA directed polymerase zeta catalytic subunit (gene rev3l). Gene Ontology annotation, cellular component: zeta DNA polymerase complex; nucleus. Gene Ontology annotation, molecular function: DNA-directed DNA polymerase activity; nucleotide binding; DNA binding. The record is from RefSeq and is a predicted model, not a curated record. Gene Ontology annotation, biological process: error-prone translesion synthesis; double-strand break repair via homologous recombination. NCBI's taxonomy places the organism in Eukaryota, Metazoa, Chordata, Actinopteri, Perciformes, Nototheniidae. Bases 1 to 7416 code for a protein of 2471 amino acids. The transcript has 21 exons.
AUGACAUCAUCACAGUUUACAGCAGGCUGCUGGUUUCACUUUGACCUGCUGCACUUGACGUACUUCAGCAAAAUCAGGGACCAACAUCGUGGGUUUGUCACUUCAACAGAGAGCGAGAAAUUCUUCAUGAAGAGAGUCGAGGAGAUUCUGAAGGAGAAUGAUUUUGACGUGGAGGACCAAGAAGACCUUCUCAAUGAAAUGACUCUCCAUUCGGACCCCCGGACCCCUGAAGCCCAGCCUUGCACCCCAGCUAAUGCUGUGGAGGAGCACAGGCCCUCCCAGCCAGAUUCCUCUCUAACGGACAGCGGCUCCAGGACUCAAUCUUCUCAUAUCGUCACAGAGAAUAUGCUGGGGAAAAGGAAUCCCUUCUCUGGGGAUAAGGGUUGCCUGGAGCCACCUUCUUCAGCUAAGAUCCUUCUUGAGUGCAAGCGCCCCGAGCACAGACCAAUUCUUGUGCUAGACACAGAGCAACCACUUGAUAAGCACUUUCAAUCAAAAAGCACCCAGGACAGCAUCAGUGAAUGUUCAACAGGAUUGAAGUUUAAUAAAGAAAUACCCUACAUCCUGCCAGUCAAACAUCCCAUCCCCUGCAAGUUACCCAAUAACCCUGAGGUGUCUCCCAUCUUCCUAGACAAGCAGGACAUACUACCACUAUACACCUAUGACAAGAAAACCUCCUUAGCUUUGGAUAAGGCGGACCUAGAAAGUUUCCCGUAUGGUAACGGAAAGGUCACCAAAAAUGGGAAGAUGUAUGGCAGCAUAAAGAAUGUAGAAACAAACUGCCUGUCUAUUCUUCAGAACCACAGGACCUUCUCUCUCUGUUACUCAGAGCUGAGAAACUGCUCAAAUAAGACAGAGCUAGAACUGAGCCAGAAGGACGGUAAAAGCCCAGUCCUGAGGAACAUCUCUUCAACCCCUUUACCUUUGGUAGAAGAGGAGUUUCUUGGCCCUCAGGGGGAAGAAAUGUGCCAGGACAGUGAGGAAGGAGAUGUUGGUGAACUCAAAAUCAGGUACGAGGACUAUCAAGAAAAUAAGACUGAGAGGACUAUAGUAGCCCAGCAGGAAGCUCACUACAAGUUCUUCCCCAGUGUCAUCCUCUCCAACUGCCUCAGUAGGAAAAAAGCUGGGAGCAAAAAGAUGGCCGAUCCCUGUAGCAAGCUUGAACAGGUCGAGCCUCGCAGAUCUAAGCUUAAAGUGUAUAAGAAAAGGUUAGGAAUGGCAGCACAGAGAAAUAUAUUAAACAUAGUUGAAGCCUCUGAAAACACUUCCUCUGACAGCGAGGUUAGCACUGCCCUCACCCCAACCACACCUGCUUGUCCGGUGACAUCGGACACAGAGAUGCCAGUUUUGGAGGAUAAGUCAAUACAAAAGCCUGAGCCAAUUAAAGAUGGGCUAGUCACAAAGUUGGAGCCAAUCACAAGGGAGGAGCCAGAAAGUGAGGAGAGAUCAGUAAAUGAACAAUCGCAACCAUUUUCAGAAUCCCAUGCCACCACUGUUUCCAGUGUUUCUGAAGAAGCUAAAAACUCAGAAGACAACAGGUUCAGCUCAUUGCACAAUUUAUCAGCGAUGGUCACCUGUACUAAAUCUUCAGCACUGCCUGGUAGUAAAUACACCCUAAGGACCAAGCGGAAGAUGAUCUUUGACGGCGAAGAUGGAGAAUAUUCCGGUGCCCCUCGUUCAAAAAAUCCAGCCUCCGUCAAAGAACGGAUCAAGGACGAUGUCCCUGAUGGGCAAGAGGUAAGACACCAGAAACGACCUAAGAAGGAACCCCCUAUCAUCAUCAAGUACAUUAUUAUCAACAGGUUCAAAGGACUGAAAAACAUGCUGGUGAAGAUGUCCAAAGUGAAGGCAGAGGAGCAGUUGGUUUUGCUUACGCCAGACAAGCUGGAGCAGUACAAUAAACUAGCCCCUCUUAAGGAUUUCUGGCCCAAGGUGCCAGAAUCCACUGCCAUCAAGUUUCCUGUCACUGAGCAAAAGGCCAAAAAACUACCCAAAAGAAAAGCAAAGGGCAACUCCACAAACAAGAAAUCAGUCUGCAACUCCUCCAAACCUUUGGUCAAACAGGGUGAAAGGGUCAAAAGGACUAAAGGCUGUAAGAGAGGUCCAAUUCUAACCUCUCUACCGCCGCCUCAGCCAUGUUACUCUGAACUAGUAGAUGACCAGGAAAUGAAGUAUAAUGACGUCAUGGUAGAGUUAGGGUACCUAUCUGAUAGAUCCCCAAGCCCUACAAAUGUUACACCCCCUCGUUGUUGGUCCCCUAGCGACCCUCUUAUGGACAAUAGGAGUUCUGAACAUCUGAUAAACCCACUCAUUGACCCAUGUCUUAGUUUGGCUUUUCCCAAGCUACACACAGUAUCUUCAACCAAAGGAGCACAACAAAAGUUUCAAACUGGCAAACCUAAGAAAUCCGUGCACACUAAAAGCAAAGUAAGCAAGUUUGCAACCAAGCCUCAGGAGGAACCCAAAAAGUCAAGACAAAGGAGUACUGCUGCUCCAAAGCAGAGGAAGCAAACUAAAGACACAGCUGAAGGCACCUUUGACAGUUCUACAAACACCACAAGACCUACAAAGUCUCGCAAAAAGAAGAUGGAGGAACCCAAAAGCCAUGACUCAAGUAAAGACAGCUCCCAUGUGCUUUUUCCAAAAGAUGAGCUACCUCCUUCUGAGAGUUCAUCUCAAGAAGUCCCUUCCUUUCAGCAGCCAGUAAGCACAGAUGGCAACAUUCAGGGCACGUCUCACCCAACAUCAAUAACAGACUUUAACUCUGCAGGCCAGUCUAUAGAACCAAAGGUUGAAGACUGCGAGACUUCCAUCAUGGAGAUCAACCAAAGCAUUUCAGCCCCAGCUCAGCAGAAGCAGCAAGGCUGCCAGACCACUGUGGUAAAGGCAGAGGCUUCACAGGAGAGCAUGGCUCCUCCACCUCCUCUGGCUGGGAGUCCUUUACUAGAAGACAGUAAAGACUCCCAGCUAUCGCCAGCUACCCCCCACUCAAGCCCUAAGAAUGGCACGAUCCCCCCUCUUUCUGAGACACCCUCUGGCUUGGCUGUCCUCAAGCAGCUUCUCCAGAGAAGGAAGCAGGGGCAGGCUCUUCCCAUUCAGGUGGUUGGUGCAGACAGUGACCCCACUGCCAUGGCUCAGGCUACAGCACUUCUAGAUCCCUCAGCUAAACCAGCUAAAUCCAGGAAAGCUCCCACCACAACUCCACGGAAACCCAGGGCCCCAAAAUCUACCACUCCCAAGGAUAAGAAACCCAGAAUCAGGAAAGGCAAGGCAAGCAGCACACAGCCAAAUCUCUCAACGAAGCUGGAUGGCAACAUGUCAGAUGAUUGCCCCCUCUUCCUGUCAGACCCAGGCAUGGACAGAUGCAAUUUCAUAGAGGACAGUUUGUCACCAGAGCUCCCACAAAAAUAUACCUUUGAUAUAAAUGCCAUUGAUCAGACGGAGUUCUCCAGCCCAUACAGCGGCAGUCAGUUUGUGCUGACUGAUAAACAUUUACCAGUUACGUUCCUGAGUGAUGUCAGCCAGGAAGCAGUGUCUACUCAAGGACUGGGAUUUGAGAAGAAACCUGAUAGACUGUUUGCAUCUGGGGACGAGCUUCAAAAGGGUUCCGAAUGGCACGAAGCAAGGCCCGUCACCCCUGACCUCUUUGAUAAAACUGAGAACAGGGAGUCUGUAUCAAAUCACCUCACAUUCCUCGACUCUGAGAAACAUAAGAGCAGGGAGUGGGACUUGUAUUUAGGUAAAGCCAAUACGCUCAGCCCCUUUCAAGACUUUCACUGUGAAAGAAAAGAACUGCUGUUCUCUGUCUUCGACCCUGUCAUACCUCUGCCUCUAAGCUCUGCCUCAUUCGUUGAUCAUGAGGGCUCUCCAACCGGGGAGCUUUUGGAGGGCAGUGAUGGCCUGCCGUCCACCACCCCCAGCAGCUCUCCGAGCUCCAUCAGCUCUGUAUCCCAGGGCAGGGCGGGCCAGCUGCUGCGGGGAGCAGGAGGGGGAGCACACAUUCUAAAGCCCCUCAUGUCCCCUCCAAACCGGGAGGAGAUCGUCAGCACUCUGCUGAACCUGGAGAUGUCGGAGGCCACCUUCCAGGAGCCCUUCUGCAGCGACCCCUCGGAUGCGCCAGGGAAACCAAUGGAGAUCGGCGGCCGCAAGCUAACGGUGCGCACUAGGCUGGCUAAGGAGCUAGCAGAGUUCUGUGGAGAUUUUUCUUUGGAGGGCCUCCAUUUCUGGAAGACAGUCUUCUCAGCUAUGGCGCACCCCCACAUCAAUGUCACUUCAUCUCCCCAUGCCCAGGGAUCUGAGGCCUCAGACACGAGUAAAGAGCAGGCCAAGUAUGACCUGUCCUCCGGCAGCAACAAAAAGGUCAUCCUCCUGCCCUGCAGAAACCCACCAAGCAGAGAGCGUGUGCAACUGUGGCUGGAAGCCAGAAAACAGUAUGAGAGUUUACAAAUAGGGCUGCUGAAGAAUGGGAGGACUGGGCUGGGUGUGGAGGGAAACCCAGCUACCAGCUGUCCAGCAGAGAAGGUCAGGACUCCAAGGAGAAAGAACUGCAACCUGUCCUUAAUCAUAGCACCCAUGAAAAAUAAAGGCAUUCACUGUGAAUCAUCAGAGUUAAGACUAGUUUCACAUGAAGUGGAUAUUGAUCAGGAGGUCAGCCAAAACAAUGCUGACGAUGAUGAUAAAAGCACGUGUCUAGAAUCCCCAGAGCUGCAUCCCUGGCAGCAGUCCGCUCAGCCCAGCCCCUUAGGGCCACACCAGCUCAGUGAAGACUGUCUCGAAGCACUGUCACCAAGGCUCUGUAACUCCAUGGAGAAUCUCAGUAACAGCGAAGAGGGGAGUACCCACCUCCUUCACAGCACCCCCUUUUUAAGACGGAGGCGGAGAAGCAAGGAGGACCUGAAGCCAAUUUGCAGCACGCCCAAAUCUGAGGAGGACCCCGUUUCUCAGAGACUCCAGCAGCGAAGGAGAAGUCAAGCGGACUCUCUGAAAAGAGUGCUUCUGACCACACAGAUGAAGAAUCAGUUUGCUGCUUUGAAUGUGCCAAAGAAAGAUUCCUCUCAGAUUGAAGGACCCAGCAUAGCCAACUCGUACGGCUUCAAAAUCAGCAUGCAGAACCUCCAGGAGGCCAAAGCUCUGCACGAGGUCCAGCACCUAACACUGAUGGGCAUGGAGCUCCAUGCAAGAACUCGGCGGGACCUUGAGCCUGACCCCGAGUUUGACCCCAUAUGUGCCUUAUUCUACUGCCUCAGUUCGGAUGCUCCUCUGCCAAAUGUAGACAGCAGCCAGCUGACGGGAGCCAUCGUGGUGGACAAAGACCAUGAGAGCUGUGACCCAGGUCACAGAGCGACGGCGCCCCUGCUGGUCAGGUCGGGCGUCUCUAGGCUGCAGGUGAAAUACGCCACAGACGAGAAGGUGCUGUUUCAGGAGCUCAUCACCGUCUUCAGGAGGUUUGACCCCGACGUCCUGGUGGGGUACGAGGUGCAGAUGCGCUCCUGGGGCUACCUCCUGCAGCGGGCCGCAGCGCUCGGUGUCAAUCUGUGUCAGCAGCUGUCCCGAGUGCCAGGUGACUCCAAGGAGAACCGCUUUGCUGCAGAGAGAGAUGAGUAUGGAGCCGACACCAUGACUGAGAUCAACAUCAUCGGACGCAUCACCCUCAACCUGUGGAGGGUGAUGAAGACUGAGGCGGCGUUGAACAACUACACUUUUGAGAACGUGGCCUUCCAUUUCCUCCACCAGCGCUUCCCCCUGUACACCUCCCGCACACUGUCCGAUUGGUUCGACCACAACACACACCUCUACAGGUGGAAGGCGGUGGACCACUAUGUGAGCCGGGUCCGGGGCACCAUGCAGCUCCUCCAGCAGCAGGAUGUCAUCGGCAGAACCAGCGAGCUGGCCCGGGUGUUUGGGAUUCAGUUCUUACACGUUCUGACCCGAGGAUCACAGUACCGUGUUGAGUCCAUGAUGCUCCGUGUGGCCAAGCCCUUGAACUACAUCCCUGUGACCCCCAGCGUCCAGCAGCGGGCCCAGCAGAGGGCCCCUCAGUGCAUCCCCCUGGUGAUGGAGCCCGAGUCGCGCUUCUACAGCAACUCAGUGGUGGUGCUGGACUUCCAGUCUCUCUAUCCUUCCAUCGUCAUAGCGUACAACUACUGCUACUCCACCUGCCUGGGCCACGUGGACAGCCUGGGAACGCCCGAUGAGUUCAGGUUUGGCUGCACCUCCCUGCGAGUUCCCCCUGACCUCCUCUACCAGCUGCGCAAUGACAUCACCGUCUCCCCCAACGGCAUCGUCUUCAUCAAGGUACCCGCCCCCCUCAACGUUGUUCUGGAAAUGCACUUAAGCUGCUGCUCUAUGUGUGUGUGUCUGUCUCGCAGCCUGUUUGUUCUGCUGAAGGGAGCCACCAAAGAGCAGGCUUUCAAGAUUGGUAACGAGAUCGCUGAGGCAGUGACCGCAACCAACCCCAAGCCUGUCAAGCUCAAGUUUGAGAAGGUGUACCUUCCCUGCGUGUUGCAGACAAAGAAGCGUUAUGUGGGCUACAUGUAUGAAAGCCUGGACCAAAAGGAGCCUGUGUUUGAUGCCAAAGGGAUCGAGACAGUGCGCCGCGACGGCUGCCCUGCUGUUUCCAAGGUUCUGGAGCGUUCCAUCAAGCUGCUGUUUGAGAGCCGGGACAUCAGCCAGGUGAAGCGGUUUGUGCAGCAUCAGUGCAUGAAGGUUCUGGACGGCCGGGCCAGCAUGCAGGACCUGACCUUCGCCAAGGAGUACCGGGGCAGCAGCUCGUACCGGCCCGGAGCCUGCGUCCCCGCCCUGGAGCUCAGCAGGCGCAUGAUGGCGUACGACCGGCGUCUGGAGCCCCGUGUGAGCGAGCGCGUUCCCUACGUCAUCGUGUACGGGAUGCCCGGCCUGCCCCUCAUCCAGCUGGUGCGCCGGCCGGUGGAGGUGCUGCAGGACCCCGGCCUCCGCCUCAAUGCGACCUACUACAUCACCAAGCAGAUCCUGCCCCCACUGGCCCGCAUGUUCCAGCUGAUCGGAGUGGACGUGUUCAGCUGGUACCAGGAGCUGCCCAGGAUCCAGAAGGCUUCCUGCUUCUCGGUGGUGGGGGGAGAUGAGGUUGGGAGGAAGGGGACCAUCUCGCAGUACUUCACCACGCUUCAUUGCCCCGUGUGUGACGAGCUGACCCAGCUCGGUGUGUGUUCGCGGUGCCGCGCCGAGCCGCAGCGUGUCGCAGUCACACUCCACCAGGACAUGAGACAAUGGGAGAGACAGCAGGAGCAGCUGCUGAAGGUGUGUAGGAACUGCACUGGCAGUGCCGAGCGGCAGGUGUCCUGUGUGUCCCUGGACUGCCCUGUCCUCUACAAGCUGUCCCGGGUCAACAGGCAGAUCUCCAAGGCCCCCUACCUGCGGCAGCUGCUGGAGCAGUUCUGAUUGGCUCCUGGCUCCCUGCUCAUUCGGUGCUAUUUGGUGCUAUGUGGUGCCCACCCCCCUUAUCAGUGUUUAAUUGUCCACUCAGUUGUAAAGGUUUCAUUGAGUCCUGGUGGGUCUUCAUGUGUCUUGUGACUGUUGUUCGUUUGACUGUGUAUCUGCAUAAGCUGCUGCGAGUGAAGCUGAUCCUGGAUCUGAUGCACAAUGUCCUGUUGUGUCUCGUAGCAAUGUGAAGGAGCUCCACACUAAUCUCCAGAAUUCACUACAUUCAGACCACUAAUAGAUUUCCCUUCAUAUUGUAUGGACUGCAGUCUUUGUGUUGAUAGUUCCUGUCGAGCUCCGUCUCUAAUCUCAUAAAGCUCCAGCCCCGAAUGCAUCAAUACUGUUAUUGUGCAUUCUGUUUAAGGAUGCCAUUUUUCAUGAUUGUACUGAUGUUCAUUUUGGCAGAUAUGACACUUUGUACUCUACAGUGUAGGAACUGGAAACUAUUUAGGUUUUUCUACGAAUCUGGGACUGUUGCAAUACUGUAUUUUGAUAAUUGAUGUCAUAAAGAGUUUAUUAUUUCCUUGUGCAUAUGUGGUUAAGUGAACAUUUUCUGCGCAAAAUAAUUAAACCAUGUUGAGAUCCAAUCUUCAAUUCUUCAAACAGCCAUACAGGAUCUGUGUAUUUGUAUAAAUGUAAAAAAUAUGAAGGAAGGAGGUGUUUUUUGUUUGUUUUUAAUGGACAUUGCUGUAGGUGGAGGUUUGAGAUUGAUAUAAUAAAAAGUCAAUGUAA